GACCCAAUUUGGUACCCGAAAGAAACCAUUUCUUCAAUUUCAGUCUCGCGCAAUUGUUCCACACUCUCAGCACCCGCUUCAUUUCGAAGCACACUCCGGAGUCCAAACAUCAAACACCUUCUCUGCACGCUAUAACUGAUAAAACUAAAAAAAUUGAAGAUGCAGAGAUUCAAAGCUCUGCUACCACGAACUAGAUUCUCAUCUCGUGCGCUCUGUUCUCAUCGUCGAGCUUUCUCCGCUCAACCAGAUUACGCUGAACGCAAUGACGACGACGAAGAUUCCCAAAACCAGAUUUUGGUUGAAGGAAGAGCGAAAUCGCGUACUGCAAUUCUCAACCGGCCAUCUUCUCUGAACGCGCUCACUACUUCAAUGGUUGCUAGGUUGAAGAGGCUUUAUGAUUCGUGGGAAGAAAACUCUGAUAUUGGCUUUGUUCUAAUGAAGGGUAGAGGCAGCGCUUUCUGUUCUGGUACAGAUGUUGUUAGGCUGUAUCACUCGCUCAAUGAAGGAAAGACUGAAGAAGCUAAAGAGUUUUUUAAAACAUUAUAUUCAUUUGUAUAUCUUCAAGGGACAUAUCUUAAACCACAUGUUUCUAUUUUGAAUGGAAGGACAAUGGGCUGUGGAUCUGGAAUUUCUCUUCCAGGGAUGUUCCGUGUGGUGACUGAUAAAACUAUUUUUUCCCACCCAGAGGCUCAAAUAGGCUUUCACCCUGAUGCUGGAGCUUCUUACCUUUUGUCUCGUCUACCCGGCUACUUAGGGGAAUACUUGGCCCUUACAGGAGAUAAGCUUAAUGGUGUAGAAAUGAUUGCUUGCCGCCUAGCUACACAUUAUUCACUGAAUGCAAGGCUUGCUUGGCUUGAAGAACGCCUUGGUAAACUGGUCACAGACGAUCCAUCUAUUGUAGAGGCAUCCCUUUCCCAAUAUGCUGAUCUCGUUUAUCCCGAGAGAAGUGGCAUCCUCCACAAGAUUGAUACUAUAGAUAGAUGUUUCAGUCAUGAUACAGUGGAGGAAAUCGUUGAAGCUUUGGAGAAAGAGGCAGCUGAUUCUUUAGAUCAAUGGUGUUUGACAACUCUCGGGAAACUAAGAGAAGCCUCCCCAUUGAGUUUGAAAGUUAUUUUACAAUCUAUUCGGGAAGGUAGAUUUGAAACUCUUGAUCAAUGUCUUGUACGUGAGUAUCGUGUAUCUGUUCGGGCAAUUUCUAAGCAGGUUUCCUCUGAUUUCAUUGAGGUAAUGAUUUUCCCUUCCAUCUUAUCCAUAAAGAACAACUUAAAUGUGUUAUUUAUGAUUUCACUUGACUUGUCCUUUAUGCAGGGUGUUCGAGCACGAAUGGUUGAUAAGGAUUUUGCACCCAAGUGGGAUCCACCUAGUUUAAAAGAUGUAUCAGAGGACAUGGUUGACCAUUAUUUCUCUCCAUUUGACGAAUUUGAGCCUGAACUGGUGCUGCCUACAGCAUUGCGAGAACCUUACAUGUGAAACAGGCACAACCCGGCAAUGUUUGUCACUAGCAAGAGUUAGCAAAUGUGCCAAAUAAGUUCUAAUUUGCUUUCGAAUUGAUGAAAAAUGUAGAAGUCGCACUUUUAUUUAGGUGGGGAGGGGUUUUUAAAUUAUUCCCAGGCUUUUAUGUAGAUUUAUCCAAUUUGUUAAAUUUUUGGUUCUAUGUUUUCUAUCAAGUUUCUUCUGCUUAAGAUUGAUCAAGAAUUCUUUAA
Molecule: messenger RNA, 1703 nt
Organism: Lathyrus oleraceus (garden pea)
Lineage: Eukaryota; Viridiplantae; Streptophyta; Magnoliopsida; Fabales; Fabaceae
Product: 3-hydroxyisobutyryl-CoA hydrolase-like protein 2, mitochondrial
Exons: 13
Coding region: 160-1470 (436 amino acids)
Biological process (GO): L-valine catabolic process
Molecular function (GO): 3-hydroxyisobutyryl-CoA hydrolase activity
Source: RefSeq, a predicted model, not a curated record